Molecule: messenger RNA, 1857 nt
Organism: Cordyceps militaris CM01
Lineage: Eukaryota; Fungi; Ascomycota; Sordariomycetes; Hypocreales; Cordycipitaceae
Product: protein-tyrosine phosphatase
Exons: 4
Coding region: 1-1857 (618 amino acids)
Source: RefSeq, a predicted model, not a curated record
AUGCUUCUCGGCAAGGCACUGCUGGCGCUUGCCUGGGCGGCAACUGCCACUGCUGUUCCAGCGAACGGGGCCAAAAACACGAUUGUUGCGCGUGGGCUUGGCCCGUCCAAGGCCCCGGGACCGGACGACGCCGCCGCGGGACCGUCCAACGCCGCCGCGGAAAAGGGCGGACUGUAUCGAUUCGAGUUUGUCGUCGACUACAUGUCGCCCGGUGACGGGCUUGCUCGCUCAUCAGCGCCUAACUACCAGGGGGAAGAUUCGGAUCAGAAGAUCACUCCUGACACCAUUGCGGCCUUUAGACUGUACAACGUCACGCAUGUCAUCAGCGCCAACCACGAAGCCAACGACGAGACGAUCAAAAAGGCCCUUGCCGAUGCUGGAAUUGACUAUACCCCUCUGCCCGUCCCCGACUUCGAGGCCGCCACCGCCCAGGAUUUCCAACGUGGCUGGGAUGCUUUCGUCCAACACCGCAGCACCGGUAAUACGCUGGUCUGGUGUGGCUACGGACAUGGCCGGACAGGUACCAUGAUCACUGCUCUACAGAUACACGCGGAGCACGAGAGGGGCGAGAUGCAUACGUGGACACACCAGGACUACGUCCGGAAUCAUGUUGAGACGGCAGAGCAGGAAGCGAGACUCAACCAGCUCCAGGAGACUCUCAGAGCCCAAGCAGUGCCCGCGCCCACCGACCAGGAAUUGGCCGACUUGCGGGCGGGCAACUUUGCGCAGCUCAAUUGUGUUACCCUUCUCGCCGCCAUGCUGACCAGAAAUCAUCUCAGCGAGAGGUCAACGCGAAGAGAGGUUAAGAUGAUCCCUCGACAAGGUACUUGUUACAUCUGCCUGACAAACCCUAACCACGACCCGUUGCUGACCUUUACAGCAACACCCAAUCCCUCCAGAGUAGCGCCCAAGAAGUUCGGUUGUGAGCGGGCUCAGCAAAUCUUGCUGACGGAAGACAUACCCGUGCCCUGCAAGAAAAUCAAAAACAUCCAGCUUGGUGUCGCCUUCUCCAACGAUCUCGCGUCGGGAAGCUGGGAUGACAUUGGCGCUACUCUCGAAGGCCCGGCUGGUAACGCAACUCUGCAUGUUUCCACACAGCCGGAGCGAGGAUCUCAUACCUGGGCAACGGUUAAUAUGCAGGAAUCGUACAAGAAGGAUGAAAUUGAAGUCUCUGGCAUCAACAAGCUCACCCUGAAUGCUGCGGGCAUCGCCAACCAACCGUGGCGAUUUGGCGGCCCUGGCAUCAAUGAUGAGUGGCAAGUUGAAGAUAUCCAGAUCCGCGCCGACUGCGCUGAUCCCGGCUUUGCGGCCAAGGACGACUCACUUGUCGGUCUGAAUGCCUGGUACGGGCACCCUGGUGGUUGGUUCUGGGCCAAGACCGAGAAGAAAACCGUGGCCACUUUCCCCAUCGUGCCUGGUGACUGGGCCUUUGCGCCUCCUUGCGCCAUUAUCAAAGAGUUGUCCUAUGACUUCAAGUUGGCCGAAUGGUACGGGGGCGGCACAUAUGACGCGCUGGCAUUCAGCAUCAGCGACGGCAAGACGAUUGAUUUGGGGGAGAGCGUCGACUAUACCUUCCACAAGGACGGCAAGAUCGAUCUCAAGGCCAUCUUUGGCAAAGACCAAGUUGAUAUCCGCGACCUCAAGGAGCUCCAUUUACUUGAUAACCAUGGGUCGAACGGAGCUGGAGACCCGUGGGCGUUCCAAGGUUUGACCUUGUCUGCGACCUGCGCCACCAGCUCCAGGAAGAUGGCCAUGAAGAAGUAUCAAGCCGUCAACCAAUGGGUCGGAUACGUCGAGACUGGGCCAGCCUGGACUGGCGCUGUUGCCGCUUCGGACUGGCUUGAGGUAGUUGCUUAA